ACGGUGGAUCGACAACAUGGGAAGAGGCCCUUUUCUUCCGAUGAAGCGGAGGAGAAAGAGGGCUCCACGGCGGAGUCCAUUUUCCCGGUGUACUCCGCCAGGUCUCUUCAUGAUAUGACUGCCAUGGUUUCUGCCCUCUCUCAAGUCAUUGGUAACAACAAUACUACCGCCACCUCCCAACCUAAUCCCACCUUGCAUGGAAAUUCACUACUGCCCCAAACUCAACAACCCAAUAUUCAACAACAAGAAGCUGGGGGGCAAAGGAAGAGACAUUAUAGAGGAGUACGGCAGCGACCAUGGGGAAAAUGGGCGGCCGAAAUCAGAGACCCGAAGAAGGCGGCGAGGGUUUGGCUGGGAACCUUUGACACCGCCGAAGCGGCAGCCUUAGCGUACGAUGAAGCGGCGCUGAGGUUCAAAGGCAACAAAGCCAAGCUCAAUUUCCCCGAAAGGGUUCAAGGAAAAACCGAUUUCGGAUACCUAGCCGCCACUACUCUCCAACAACAACAACAGCAACAACAUCAGUUUCAUGCGACGGCGGCUUCGGUUCUUUCUCCUUCCCACCACCAUUUCUCCCUGCCGCAAUAUCAUCAUCAUCAUUACGCCGCCGCGGCCCAGGCGCAGCAUUACGCUACUCUCCACGGCCAAGGCCCGACCACAAACGAUAAUAAUAACUACCUCAACUUGUUUCCCAACAACUACGAGGUUUCCAUGUUUCGUCCCUUUGUUUCUCAGCAGCAAUUCCCAUUUUCUCAGUUUCCGUACGGGACUACUUCCUCCUCCGCUUCGGGUACUGAUGCUCCUGAGGAUAAUUGGGAGGAGUUUGAUAUCAAGAACGUCACAAAAUCAUCCCAUCCAUAAUAAUAAACAUUAAUUUCUUCGUGUGUUUUAAUUUUGUUUUUAUUAGGACUAUAUUUUAUGCACGGAUUAUGUUUUUAAUUUGUUUUUCAAGUUAUAUAUUAAGCCUUACAAGCAAAUUAAAUGUUGCUUUUUAAUUAUGUAUGUUACGUUAUAUACGUUUGAUGAAAUGCAUGCAAUGCCAGUUGAAUUUAA
Molecule: messenger RNA, 1050 nt
Organism: Ipomoea triloba (trilobed morning glory)
Lineage: Eukaryota; Viridiplantae; Streptophyta; Magnoliopsida; Solanales; Convolvulaceae
Product: ethylene-responsive transcription factor ERF114
Exons: 2
Biological process (GO): regulation of DNA-templated transcription; ethylene-activated signaling pathway
Molecular function (GO): DNA binding; DNA-binding transcription factor activity
Source: RefSeq, a predicted model, not a curated record